UUUUGUUGAGUUGUUUAUUCUUGGGUAUAUUUUUAUUCGCAUAUUGAAUUGAUUACAUUCUGUUUGUGUGAUUUAAAGAUAGGACGACUUUAGUUGUAAAUAUUUUGUACCCCGUAUUAACUUUUAAGUCGGUGUUGGUACAAACUGAUUCAAGUUUGCGGACUAAAUGAUAAAUUUGCAAUGUUUUUGUUUAUACUAAGCUUUCUACUUGUAUUCAGAAAUUGUGAAGCGCAGAAUAAUGCGGGGUUUGAUAAUGUGACUCAUAGAAACUUUAUUUAUAAUACGUAUGAAUAUGAUAGAAUAGUAAGUGUAACAGUGAAUGAGACUACAACACAGAUACUAGACUUUUCCGAGGACACAAAUAAAUGGCGUGCAUACCCCAGUCGUGUCCAUGCAGCAUUAAAUGACACUCUGGAUGGGGAAUACCCUGUCUUUAUAACAGCUACACAGCAGAAAGGAGUUUCAUCAUGGGAACUACCUCUAGUGGUGGCAACAUCUAAUGCUGUGCUGCAGUUCGAUGAUAUGGCAAGGACUUUAUGCCCACAUGAUGCUGGUUCUAAUAUAACGACAGAAAAUCGUCCGAUGAUACAAAUAACUACAGCGAACCCUCGCAACACGUCUGUGAACAUCAAACUGCGACGAGUGAAUGAUUUUUAUGUUGAACUAGACAAGGAGGUGCCAUUAAAUGUGACACCAAGUACUCCUAAAUAUUAUUAUUUCUCAUUUGACAAGGAUCCUUUGAAUGCAACACAUAUCGACAAAUCCAUCUUACCAAGGUUUAACUAUACGAUACCGAAGAGCGUAAUGUUGAUGAUUGAAUCUGACGACACAGUAUGUGCUGUGGUCUCCAUACAAAAUAACUCGUGUCCAGUAUUCGACAAUGAAAAGGACAUGCUGUAUCAAGGAUAUCAUUUGACUAUGAUGACUAAAGGAGGCAUUAUAAUCACUCAAUCAAUGUUUCCUGUGGGUUUCUACAUAGUGUUUAUAGUAAAGGAGAAUAAUGCAGAAUGUACUGGUAUCAGUACUGAUACUUCUAGCUUGCAAGAUUGGAUUGUUGACGGCCGGGUGAAGAAUUUUAGAUUCCGCGUAGUGCCGGCGUUGACAUACACAGAGUAUAUAUCAGGCGUGUUAGCAGCGUUUGCGUUAGUGCUCAUUGUUGCCAUAUUCGCUCCCCUUUUGACUCUGUUAAGGUGUAAUUUCACUGAAGAAAUAACGGUUGUGGAGGAGGAACCUGGUCCGUCGUCUUCAGGGAACGCUGCGUCCAGUGAGACACAACCUAUAGUGCACACUGAUGAUUCUGACUCAGAAGUGGACUUGGAAGCAGAGAAGGAGCCUUUGCCCCAGGAGAUAGCGCUCAGUCGCCCGCUGACGCUGGCGGGGCUGAGCAGGGCGAAGCCCGGCGCGCAUAGCAGGCGCUCUGACAGGUACUUUUGGAGUGCGUUAACCGUGGCUGUGGUUUACGCUUUGCCAGUGGUUCAAUUAUUGUCCACUUAUCAACGUAUGGUGUUCCAAACAGGUAACCAGGAUCUAUGUUAUUACAACUUCCUUUGCGCGCACCCGCUGGGCUUCCUCUCGGACUUCAACCACGUGUACAGCAACGUGGGCUACGUGAUGCUCGGCCUCGUCUUCAUGGGGCAGACCUGGUGGCGACAGAUCAGACAAACACAGCAUCCUAAGGAUCUCGGCAUACCUCAACACCACGGUUUGUUCUACUCUAUGGGUUUGGCGCUGACUAUGGAAGGUCUACUCUCAGCGUGUUACCAUCUCUGCCCUAAUAAGAUGAACUUCCAAUUUGACUCGUCGUUCAUGUACGUGAUAGCGGUGCUUGUGAUGGUGAAGUUGUACCAGAACAGACACCCCGAUGUGAACGCGAGCGCGCACUCUACCUUCAUGCUGAUUGCUGUUGCUAUGUUUAUCGGUUACUUUGGUAUAACAUAUCCGAGCGUAGCUUUUUGGAUUGUAUUCACAAUUUUACAUCUCUACGUGUGCUUCGUACUUACUAUGAAGAUAUAUUACGUCGGUCGUUUCAGAAUGGAGUGUGUGAUGUUGAAACGCGCGUGGGUGUCGCUGCGCACGCGCGGGCGGCGCGCGCUGCGGCCCGCCCACACUGCGCGCGCGCUGCUGCUAGCCGUCGCCAACCUCGCUAACUGGGCGCUCGCCGCCUACGGUAUGUACUCGCACAACAAGGACUUGGCGCGACACUUGCUGGCUAUCUUAAUGGGUAACGCGAUCCUGUACAUGCUGAGUUACGUGCUAAUGAAGUUGGUACACCGAGAGCGUAUCCCCGCCUAUGUGUGGGUGCAGCUCGCGCUAGCGCACGCAGCCUGGGUUCUCGCGCUCCUGCUGUUCCUUGAUUCGCGCACCAAGUGGUCGGAAACACCAGCUCAAUCACGUCAACAUAACGCGGCGUGUACGGCGCUGCGACUUCUAGACACACACGAUCUUUGGCACCUCGCGUCAGCAGCAGCCAUGUUUCUUUCCUUCAACGCAUUGUUGGCUAUCGACGACCCUCUAGUUAAUACACCCCGACAUCUUAUACCCGUAUUCUAAAGUUUUAAGUAUUUUAUUAUAUUCGCUAAUCUUUGAUAACCUUAAGGAUUUUUUUAUGGAAUUUAUCAUCGUAGAAUUCCACUGCUAUACCUGUUUGUCAAAGAGUAAAGUUUCUGUUUAUGUCAAAGAGUAUGCAACGAUAUAAUCCGGAUGAGUUUACUUGAGUCUUCACUGGAAUGCGAUCUUCUCGAUUCCAGUGCUGGGUUUGUGCUCGAUACAGGAUGCUCGAUGGAUAUAUUUGUUUGGAUACUACAUGACUAAUUAUAAUCAAAAAAUUUUAUUUUGCACACCGUUGAAAAUGACGUAAUCGUUACAGUUUCAUGUUACCUGGUACGGUUUAUAUGUAUCACAGCAGUGGAAUACUACGGUUAAAUAUGAUUGAAUUGCCAAACUUAUAUAAAGCUGUAGCUUAAACCAUAGUUGUCUUGUAUUACCACAAAAAUAUCAUAAA
Papilio polytes (common Mormon) is the source of this 3001-nucleotide messenger RNA. It is a transcript of the gene Sir-1, whose product is annotated as SID1 transmembrane family member 1-like. The transcript is spliced from 20 exons. Bases 181 to 2550 code for a protein of 789 amino acids. The record is from RefSeq and is a predicted model, not a curated record. Lineage: Eukaryota; Metazoa; Arthropoda; Insecta; Lepidoptera; Papilionidae. Gene Ontology annotation, cellular component: membrane.